AUGGGGGAAAGGAUUGAUGGUCGUGGCAAAGGUUGUGCUGCAUGCAAGCAGAGGAAGAUAAAGUGUGAUGAAAGGUGUUUGUUAUCCCUAUACUUCCCUCAAAGUAGACAAGAAGACUUUAUCGAUGUCCAAAAGCACUAUGGUGUGAGUAGCAUCAACAAGAUCCUGAACAAAAUCGAGCCUGAGCAGAGAAAUGAAGCCAUCAAAUCGAUAGUGUUGGAGUCCAAAGCAAGGAAGUAUGAUCCUGUGAAUGGUAUUGUAGGUAUCAUCCACAAGCUUCAAUCACAAAUAAAAUUUAAUGAGAAUGAGAUUGCCAUUGUUAACCAACAGCUUACAUAUUGUAAACAACAAGAAAAACAUAUUUUUCAUCAGCAAAAAGAACAAAUCGAACAGUUUACUUGUUACCAAAAAAGACAAAAAGAACAAAUAAAACAGUUACUGAAGAACCAGCAAUUCUUAUGCUUUGAACUUUUAGCUUCAACUUCAUCAUCAUCAUCAUCAUCAUCAUCAUCCAUUUCUUCACAAUUGCUGAAGCAAUUCGGCGACUACAAUUAUCAGAUGCUUGCUUUACUACCUGAUUCUGUAAGAUCUGAAAUCUGA
Messenger RNA from Telopea speciosissima, 600 nucleotides. RefSeq names its product LOB domain-containing protein 22-like. Lineage: Eukaryota; Viridiplantae; Streptophyta; Magnoliopsida; Proteales; Proteaceae. The transcript has a single exon. The coding region runs from base 1 to 600 and encodes 199 amino acids. The record is from RefSeq and is a predicted model, not a curated record.